UCGUUAAACAAUAGAAAUUCGACAUUGAGUAUGUUACUAACUAAACAAUUUUUAACAACGCGUUAUCAUUUUAACGGGCAUUUUAUGAUUCGAAUGAGAUAUUUGAAACUCCUAAUCACACGUACAACAAUUUACAUAAACACAUUUCCACAGAACCCCACUCAUUAUAUAGUACACAUUCGGCAUAUAUCUAACAUAUACAUGAAAUAUAUUUGACACGGAAAAUGAAAUAUGCACUAAUUAUUCGCACAUAUGUUUUUUCUCCGUGAGGGAUAGGUGCAAAAAUACAACUAGCUUAUUAAUGUUGCAACUGACUCGUGCCCAGAGCCGAGAUAAAUGUGAAUAUUCAAGAAAGGCCCAUGGACACUAUUCGAAACAUGUCAGACUAUUUCGUGAUGGAUCACGUCGACUUGUGUCUCUACGAAAUAUAUUCCCCCGACGAUGAACGUUUCAGUCGACGUCAAGCCGUUCUGCCGUGCGGCCACAUUCCUCGGCUCUCCUCGGUGCUCAUUAGCACCCACUCAAUUACAAAAUUACAGCAAAAACGACAAUUAAUAUUCUGUAAUUGAUGAGGAAAAAUCAUUCCCUCAGAGAAAACACACCUUUCUGUUGCAACUAAAAAAAAAAAAAACAAACAAAUUCACUGGCAGUUUAACUCGGCAAAUUUAAUCAGUGGGGACAUACCUGCAAGUGGUUCGAGUGACUUUUACCGUGUUUAUGACAUAAUUAUAACUCAAUGUGCUCUGAUAAAUGAAUAAGACUGUGAAUAUGGAAUAUUUCGGUGCUGUAGUUCUGCUUUUAUUCUUUGGUAGCGCUUUCGGGGCUCCUGUCGUUGAUGAUCGUACAUUUCAAUUGAAGAUCGUACAUACCAAUGACAUGCACGCGAGAUUCGAGGAAACCUCUAGGCUGUCCACCAAAUGUCUGGAGAAGGACCAAAGGGCUGGUAAAUGCUAUGGCGGAUUUGCCAGGCUUGCAACUUUGAUAAGAAAGGCAAGAGCAUCUAGUGUUCCAACUCUAUUUCUCAAUGCUGGAGAUACCUAUCAGGGAACCACUUGGUUCACUGUUCACAAGUGGAAAAUCGUCGCUACUUUCUUGAAUCUACUGAGCCCCGAUGCCAUCUCCCUGGGAAACCACGAGUUCGACGAUGGUCCAGACGGUCUGACUCCAUUCCUGAAUGCCACGACGUUUCCAGUACUGGCCUCGAACCUGGACCUGUCCAAGGAGCCAGAGCUGGCAGCCUCGCCCCUAAAAAAAUCUAUUGUCCUGACAGUAUCCGGGCGGAAGAUCGGAAUAAUCGGUUACCUAACCCCCGAGACAAAAUUCAUAGCAAACUCGAGGAACGUCAACUUCCUGGACGAGAUCACCUCUAUCAGGGAAGAAGUGAAAAAUCUCCAAGCACAAGGAGUGAAUAUCCUGAUAGCCCUGGGUCACUCAGGCUUCUCCAUGGACAAGAGAAUAGCAGCAGAGGUCGAGGGGAUCGACCUCGUCAUCGGUGGCCACACCAACACCUUUCUCUACACCGGGCAUCAGCCAGACCUCGAGACUUCUGAGGGCCUCUACCCCACCGAAAUUAUCCAGGAAAAAACUCGACGAAAGGUCUACGUCGUUCAGGCAUACGCCUACACCAAGUACCUGGGGAAUCUCACCCUGGACUUCGACUCCCAGGGGGAAAUCGUAGGAAUUGUUGGUGAUCCUGUCCUCGUCGAUAGCAAAAUCGAACAAGCAAAGGACAUCCUUGACGAAUUAGACAGAUGGCGACCCGAAAUCCUGGAGCUACAGAAUCAGGCUGUUGGUUCUGCUCGGGUACUCCUCGACGGUGACUCCAAAAACUGCAGGAGAAAAGAAUGCAACUUUGGCAAUCUCAUCGUCGAUGCCAUGAUCGAAUACAAUGCACUGGAGUAUGCGGGAGGCAAUGGAUGGACGGAUGCAGCAAUCGCCAUUCAUAAUAGCGGAUCCCUGCGAUCAUCCAUUGAUCGAGAACCGGAUGAUAAUAACAGUGGAAUGGGAAAAAUAAAAAUGACUGGACGAGUGUUGAAACAAGUCCUAGAGUGGAGUGUUUAUAAUUUGGAUUACAAUUACACUGCGGACCUCAGAGGAGCUUUUCUUCAAUUAUCUGGGCUCCAGGUGGAUUACGAUUUAUCUCAGCCAAAUGGGGCUAGAGUGGUGGCUGUUUACGCGAGAUGUAGUUCAUGUAGAAUUCCAGUGUUUGAUCCGCUCAAUGAUGAUGAAACUUACGUUGUCCUUGCCACAGACUUCCUGCAGGCAGGUGGAGAUGACUUUAAAAUGCUGAAGGACUUGGAGUGGACUGCUUCAGGUAUUACUACUGAUCAAGUGGUCGCCAACUACAUAAAACGUCACAGUCCGGUCUACCCUGGGGUAGAAUGGCGAAUAAACUACAUAUCCACUGGAAAUUCAGAGGUAACUCCAGCUGAUGGCAAAGAUAAGGUGACAGGGGGUAGCGGUUUGAGUUCGUUUUCAUCGUUGAUGUUGAUACCGACGAUUGCUUUAAUCCUGGGUCGAUGAUAAAUCAUGAGGAGUUUCAUCAUUUCAAGUUUUCCACCCAAUUGUCAUUUCAAAUCCUGCCAUUGGAUCAAUGGAAUUGAAGUAGAUUCACUUAUUAUUUACUCAAAUCGUAAUUUUAGUAAUUGAUUCAAUUCAGAUUAAUGAUGAUUCCAUGAGAACUAUCACUGAAUUGUUUUUUUUUUAUUUGAUUUGAUUUGAAUGCCUGUUAAGUCCUCCAGACUUUGUCAAUUAUGAUUUUAAGCCCAUAUCCUGGGACAGUCAAGAAAUGUCUUCCAUUAAAAUUUUUAAUACACCACGAAAUUCUUUUUUUGCGCUGAGUUCAAUGGAUUUUCAAGGAUUUUCCUUUUCCUGAGGUAUUCUAUAUUACUUUGAAUAAAAUGCUCAUGUAAUCCCUGGGGAGAAAACGAAAUAAAAUUUCCCUUCUCCCUAAGAAAUCAUCUUCCAAUUUUUAUUGAACGAAUUUUUUAUUGAAACAUAUAGAUUAAUAAAGAAAUAAUAACGCACUGAAAGAAUUUUGUGAGCUCGGUAUUGAUUCACAAUAAGGGUGUGGUACAUUUUAAAAAUUUAGAACUGAAAACGACAGGAAAUUGUAUUUCCCCGUACCAAUAAUGAAAUUUAGAGAAUUCUCCAGAAUUUGUGAAAUUCUCAAUUAAAGAAAGUGUUCGUUUUAAGUUCUGGGAAGGAAAUUAGCUAAUAUUCCUUUUCCCUAGAAGAAAUGACAUUUUGAUUGUCCUUUUCAUGACUUAUGAUUUUUCAUUCAAAUAUGGAGAUUAAUAAAAGAAUAAUUGAUGAUGUAAGAAUAAUAAUGGGCCAAGGCACUUUUUAAACUUGUUUGGUAAAAAAAAAUAUUAUCUGAAAUGUGUAAAUGAUAAACUAAAUGAAAUAUUCUCUUUAAUAUUUGAGAGAAAGCAAAAUAAAAUUACUAUUUUUCUAUGAGA
This is a messenger RNA of Fopius arisanus, 3461 nucleotides long. RefSeq names its product protein 5NUC. NCBI's taxonomy places the organism in Eukaryota, Metazoa, Arthropoda, Insecta, Hymenoptera, Braconidae. The record is from RefSeq and is a predicted model, not a curated record. Gene Ontology annotation, molecular function: nucleotide binding; 5'-nucleotidase activity; metal ion binding. Gene Ontology annotation, biological process: AMP catabolic process. Gene Ontology annotation, cellular component: plasma membrane.